This is a messenger RNA of Psammomys obesus (fat sand rat), 4055 nucleotides long. RefSeq names its product selenoprotein N (gene Selenon). Lineage: Eukaryota; Metazoa; Chordata; Mammalia; Rodentia; Muridae. The record is from RefSeq and is a predicted model, not a curated record. The transcript has 10 exons. Gene Ontology annotation, biological process: skeletal muscle fiber development; calcium ion homeostasis. Gene Ontology annotation, cellular component: endoplasmic reticulum membrane.
GCCUGAUGGAUGGCUCUGGUUGGCUCUGGGGUACCUAUGAUGCACCCCCAUUUAGCUUGGCUGGUCCCAAGUGCCACCAAGUGCAGAUAUUGUCUCUUGGGAGUCCGUAGGGCAGGGCUAGCAUGCUUCAUUCUGUCAUAGAAGACCACUCUGUCGUAGCUUCCGUAGCCGGCUUUUCUCCCCUUAAUCCUUCAUCCUGGCUCCAUCCAUACAGAAAAUAUGAGGGACUUUGCAUGUCCUUACAGGAGAGCAGAGAAAUCAGCCAGCCCUAAACUCCUCAUGCAGGGAGUCCAAGCCAGCCUGAAGGGCAGGGAGAAGCAGGUCAAGUCUCCGCCCGCCGGUGUUCAUCCAGUGACGCCAGAGCCCUACAGCCCUAUGUGUCUUGCUUUUCUGUUUGCUAAGAUUCCCUUGACUGAGUCCCUCACAGUCCUCUAAGAUCCAGAAGAGGGCCAUAACCAAUCAUGGAUUCCGAGUGACACAGGCCUGGCUUUGAGUCCUGACUCUCCCCUCCCCUUGCCUAGUUUGUGACAAUGGGGAAGUGACUUCAUCUCCACUUGUUUGUGAAAUGGAGUUGCUAAGGACAUCAUCCACUCCCCGGCUGUGGUCAAAGCAGAAUCCCACACAGUGUCCGCCACUUUGGUGACUUAACUAACCCUAGCUCCCUUGUCACGGGCAUCCUGAGAAAAAUGAGGCCUGGGGACCAGCGGCAGGGCCUCUCCAGCCACCUCUGUCCCACAGGGUCCGUUCCUGUGGCCAACUACGAGGAAGAGCAGCUGUCUCAUGAUCCCAGCGAGGAGACGCUCACCAUAGAAGCCCGAUUCCAGCCUCUGCUCACAGAGACCAUGACCAAGAGCAAAGAUGGCUUCCUAGGGGUCUCCCGCCUCGCCCUGUCAGGCCUCCGCAACUGGACGACCGCAGCUUCACCCAGCGCAGUCUUUGCCGCCCGCCACUUCCGGCCCUUCCUGCCCCCUCCAGGUCAGGAGCUGGGCCAGCCCUGGUGGAUCAUCCCUGGCGAGCUGAGCGUCUUCACAGGCUAUUUGUCCAACAACCGCUUCUACCCACCGCCGCCCAAGGGCAAGGAGGUCAUCAUCCACCGGCUGCUGAGUAUGUUUCACCCGCGCCCCUUCGUGAAGACGCGCUUUGCCCCUCAGGGCACCGUGGCCUGCCUGACUGCCAUCAGCGACUCCUACUACACAGUGAUGUUCCGGAUCCAUGCCGAGUUCCAGCUCAGCGAGCCUCCUGACUUCCCCUUCUGGUUCUCGCCGGGCCAGUUCACCGGCCAUAUCAUCCUAUCCAAGGAUGCUGCGCACAUCCGUGACUUCCGGCUGUUCGUGCCCAAUCACAGGUCCCUGAAUGUGGACAUGGAGUGGCUGUAUGGGGCCAGUGAGACCAGCAACAUGGAGGUGGACAUUGGCUACGUACCACAGAUGGAGCUGGAAGCUACAGGUCCCUCGGUGCCCUCCGUGAUCCUGGAUGAGGAUGGAAACAUGAUUGACAGCCGUCUGCCCUCGGGAGAGCCCCUCCAGUUUGUGUUUGAAGAGAUCAGGUGGCACCAGGAGCUGAGCUGGGAGGAGGCUGCCCGGCGCCUGGAGGUGGCCAUGUACCCCUUCAAGAAGGUGAACUACCUGCCGUUCACGGAGGCCUUUGACAGAGCCAAGGCCGAAAACAAACUUGUGCAUUCCAUCUUGCUGUGGGGGGCCCUGGACGACCAGUCCUGCUGAGGUUCGGGGCGGACUCUCCGGGAGACUGUCCUGGAAAGCCCGCCCAUCCUCACGCUCCUCAAUGAGAGCUUCAUCAGUACCUGGUCCCUGGUAAAGGAGCUGGAAGACCUGCAGGCCCAGCAGGAGAACCCACUCCACAGGCAGCUGGCCGGCCUGCAUCUGGAGAAGUACAGCUUCCCUGUGGAGAUGAUGAUCUGCUUGCCCAACGGCACUGUGGUCCACCACAUCAACGCCAACUACUUCCUGGACAUCACCUCCAUGAAGCCUGAAGACAAGGAGAACAACGUCUUCAGCUUCUCGUCGACCUUUGAGGACCCAUCCACGGCCACUUACCUGCAGUUCCUGAGGGAGGGGCUCCGGCGUGGCCUGCCCCUCCUCCAGCCCUAGUGUGCCUAGAGUCCUGGAGAAACGGGACGUGGUGAAAACCUGGCAGACGGAAUCCAUACACCGAGGAGGAGCCAUAGUGCCCUCUGCCCAUUUCAGACUGGAAGUGGUCCCCACCUCAUUCCCAGGCUGCCUAGAGAGGUCCAAGGUCACUUGAGGCUGCCACCUUCCCUCAGCCUGAACGAUGGCGGAUAAAUAAGCAGGCCUGCCUGGCUUAUCACGUCAGUGAGGUCAGUGAGCCAAAAGCCUGCUACCACUGUAAGCUCUUCCCUACUCACCUGGCUCCAAAUGCUUCCUUAAGCUCCCCCCACCCCCCAGACAGGGUCUGGGUGACCUCCCUGGACCUUUCACAGUGAUCUAUUUCAGUGCCUCAGUGUGAAUGAGUGGGGAAAGACAGACUGCCUCUUCCUUCUUGGUUCCUCUUUCAAGCCAAAGGAAUCAAAGAGCUUGGCCCAGGGGCCGGGAUGCCAGCCAGCCCUAUGGCCCUUUGGAGCCUUCUAUCCUGCCAUCCCCCAGGCAGCCUUCUGUGCCCAGUACCCUGGCUGGGGUCAUUGGCAGCUGGAGACACAGCUGGAGCCGGUGCACAGAGUCCUUCUGCCACGGUUGAGGCCGUACUGCUGCCCUGCAGAGCAUUGCCAGCUUGCCCGAGCCCAGGCCUGUCUGUGGUGGUGAAGUUCACUGUGAAGUAGGUGCAGUGGGGUUCUAAGAGGGAGUGGGGGGAGAGGAGGUUCUUGCCGCCUGCCCUAAGCACAAGUUCAUGGCAGGACUGCUGGAGCCAGCGUCCCCAGGACAACACAGCCUUUCCUACAGCCAGCACCGUUUGGGCCCCGGGAUACUCCACAGCAGCUCCCUCACCACUGGGCCACCACCUCGGCUACUUUUGGGGCUUGGUCCACAUCUUGAACCGCUGACCAUGCCAGUCUUUUUUAUGCACACAGGACAGUGUUUUUAUAUGAACUUUCUCACACUUUAUAAUAUUUUUUUAAAAAUCUGAACGCUGAGGAGAAAGAAGGGGGCAGUGGCUUCCCCCAGCAGCAGCCGCAUGAUGGCUGGUUCUGAAAUCUCAAAUGGAUCCAGCCUGAUUUCCUUGCUGUUACACACAGGGGGGGAAAUAUGCCCACCUUCCUUCUCUUCCAGCCUUUUACAAGCAGCCCUCUGAGGAUCGGGACUUCCCCAGCUCUGUCCUGUGCUCCACAUUCCCAAGAACGGCCUUGAACUUAACCCCAUCAAGGCCUUGAUGUCAGCCAGUUCCCCAGGAGCCAGCUCUCUCCCCUGGCCCCACUAGGGCCUCAGUCUUCAGAGGAAAGCAGGUGGACUUUCCCUGAGCCCUGCCUACUCCCCUGCCUGCCUCUGGAGACUCCACAUGGAACCCACCUCAGUCUCUAGGGGCGCUCUGUGAAGAUCACACACAUUUUCUCAGUUCUUACAACAAAGUUGGAAAAUUGCCUCGUUUUUCAGAUACAGACACAUAGGGAAACACAGUGACUUCCCAGGGUCACUCAGAGGACUAGAGUUGCGAUCCACAUGACCCCAAAGGCUAUGUCUUGGUUUGUUGUUUUGUUUGGGGGUGCUUUGUCUGGUACAGUACCCUGCUCAUUUCCCCCUGUGGUGGGAAGGAAGCCAAAUCAUCACGUCUCCUUAUCCUACUGAAUAGAUGAGGUGUCAGUACAGCAGCUCUGCCAAAUUCUCUGUCCUGGGAGGCAGUUUUUUCAUAAGCCCCAUAGAGACGGGGCGCCCGAGAGCUUUGCAGUGCCUCUGCCAUCUUGAGGCACGGUGCAUGUGCCACCCAGCCUCCGAGGGGCCCAGAGUGGACUCCACACUGAACAGCCCUGCUCCUAUGUAAGGUGCUGAUUGCCGGGGCUCUCUGAUCCUCAUCCGAUGUCUCUGCACACCCCCAGCUGCCAUUUGUCCCCUGUCCCCAGCACGUCCUGUAAUAAAACCAGAGAGUCU